Rhipicephalus sanguineus (brown dog tick) is the source of this 610-nucleotide messenger RNA. Its product is annotated as male-specific histamine-binding salivary protein. The coding region runs from base 20 to 610 and encodes 196 amino acids. The record is from RefSeq and is a predicted model, not a curated record. Lineage: Eukaryota; Metazoa; Arthropoda; Arachnida; Ixodida; Ixodidae. The transcript has 5 exons. Gene Ontology annotation, molecular function: amine binding. Gene Ontology annotation, biological process: symbiont-mediated perturbation of host defenses.
GCUUACCAGUUCUAGCAAGAUGAAGGCCAUGAUUGGAAUAAAUUUCCGUUUCCUGGGGAUUCUUCUUGUCGUCGUGACUUUCGCUGUAGCUGAAAAUGAGCUUCUCGAGCGGCAACCAAGGCUGUCAAAAUAUCAGGAUGCAUGGAAAGCGCUGACGGUACCAGGACGAUAUUACUUGUAUAUGAGGUCUUACGAGAACGAGCCGUUCUAUGGAGAAGACAGGAAGUGUGUCUAUAACGAACUAAUCUCCGUCAACGAGGAAGAAAAGUACACAGUGAGCACCUUCGGAUCUAUCAAUGCGAAGGACGGAACAGAGAGCACGCGAACAGCCUACGCGUGGGCGUACCCAUCUGAGGGCUAUACUGUACCGAAUGUGAUUCAAGCGUCAGACUCAAAAGAAAAGUUGUUUUCUCUGGAGUUCCCAGUGGCUUUCUCGGAGUACGAUAACUGUGACAUUCUGAGGGUACCUCACCGUGGCAACGCGUGCGAACUUUGGGCAAAGGAGGGCAAAAUACACCUGAUCAAGUCUCUCUGUUUUUACGUUUUCCACCUUCUGUGUGGACCAGAAAAGUAUUUCGUCUACGACAGAGACCUUUGCCGCUCAGAAUAA